AUGCAAGCAAUUCAUGGGAACAGUUUUUCAUCGAUUUUGCAUUGGGCGACAGUCAGCCUAAUUAUCCUACUGGCACUAGUAGCAGACAGAUCUUAUGCAACUGACGACCACGUUUGCAUUCGUUAUGAAAGUUACACCGAGCUCGAAACGGUUCCACGCAACCAAACCGUGCAGGUACUUACCAGGGAAUGGUGCCUGGAGAUCCCGCCCCGCUGUACCUCCUAUCGGCCCGAGAUCAAGGAAGUCUACGUGAAACAGAACAUAACGAAAACGAGAAAAAUCGAAUACUGCUGCGAGGGUUACGAGGAAAACAGUACAAACGGCAGCGCAUCGACCAAUCGGAUCUGUCGUCCGCUGUGCCGCGGUGGUUGCGGCCGGGGAACCUGCGUCGCACCGAAUAGUUGCCUCUGCGAGGCGGGGUUCACCGGAAAACAUUGCACGCAACGCUGCCGCAACGGAACGUGGGGUGAAAGCUGCCGAAGUCGAUGCCACUGUCAGAAUCAGGCCCUGUGUGAUGGAAAGACCGGACACUGUCGAUGUUCGGAUGGCUGGAUUGGGCAUCAUUGUGAAGCUCCCUGUCCAGCCGGCCACUAUGGCACGCUGUGUAAGAAUCGGUGCAACUGCAGUACUUCGAGGUGUGAUCACAUAACUGGAACAUGCCUGAUCGACGAUGGUCAUGUCAUGUUUGAAAACAUAACCAGGGUGGUGGAAAGCAAUAUGUCCGGUGAAAGCACCGAGCGGAUAUCGGUGGAACAGUGGAUCAAAGUAAAUUCGACCAUAAGUUCAACCGUGAAUUCAAUCGACUCCACUACAACAGAACUGAAUGAACCAAUCCCAAGUAAUGCUACUUAUGCUCAGUCGUAUAAUGAAUAUCUUCCAGCAAAUGCUAGUGUGACUUACGUCCCCAUUGAGGAUUUAACGUCCACCACUGAAACUGCUAAGAAUGAAAGCUACUAUGAGAUAGUAGCCACAACCACAAAAGUGGAAAUCACUUUUAUCGAUACGGUCCACUCCCGAACCGAAGGGAACUCGACGUCUGAUACCAACAGCAAUGAGUUGGUCUACGUCGAAUCUGACAACCAGUCGAAUGUGGUCGAACUUGUCGAUGGCAAAGAAGUGUCCAACGAAGAGCAGCAAAUCAACAACAAACAGGCAAUAGCAACAAUAUCCUGUUUGCUGCUGACAUUGAUUCUGCUGCUCUCUGUUGUAGCUUACAUGAAAAACCUCAACCGAAAGACUAUGAAAAAACAGCAGCACCAACAGCCAGUGAAAAGUCUCGAGGAAGAAAAAGGCCCCGACAGUCCGCGAAUUUUAGAACCCCUUCCGGAUCCCCCGCGUGUUAUCUACACAAAGGUGAAAGCGAAAAACCAACGCACCGGAAGCAAUCAAUUAGAACACUACGAUGUGCCAGUAAACAACUCCUCGGUGAACAAAUCCUCCCCGUACAAUUACAACUUCACCCUGGCCGGUAGUAAACCGCCGCAGCAGAACUCGCCGGCGCGAAGGUACAGUAUAGAACACAUCUACGAUGAGAUACAGUAUCCACCGUUUGCCGACAUGAGUGUCAACGUGGCAGCUUCUGCGGGGGAAAAUGGUUCCAGAGAAAACUUUUCGAAAUUCGAAAUUUUAACCGACUAUAAAAUGACUCCGGUAAAAGUGAUCGAUGAGAUCAAAGGGAAACAAUAA
Messenger RNA from Sabethes cyaneus, 1686 nucleotides. RefSeq lists its product as uncharacterized. The coding region runs from base 1 to 1686 and encodes 561 amino acids. Lineage: Eukaryota; Metazoa; Arthropoda; Insecta; Diptera; Culicidae. Gene Ontology annotation, molecular function: protein binding. The transcript has 6 exons. Gene Ontology annotation, cellular component: membrane. The record is from RefSeq and is a predicted model, not a curated record.